AUGGCUAAGCAGCCUCAGCAACUGCAGAUGAAAACUUCCUUCCUCUUCAUCCAGCUGCAGGCCCCCCCUGCUCCAGCUUUCCCCGCCCCGUAUCCAACCGCUGUAGCCUGGACAGCAGCCCCAGGGGGGCCGGAGGAGGGACACAUUUUCCGGAGUCCCAGCACAAGCUUCUUGGCAGGCCGAAACCUCAGGCACACACAGGGGUUGGCUGCUCCUCCCUCGCGCCCACUGCAUAGGGAGGGCCGUGGGACAGAGGCACCAGCUGCUUUCGGUUGCUCUGCGCUGAAGGAGAAGAAGGAGGGGGCAGAAAAGCCCCCAAAUCUGCAUCUGAGGAGGGGUAGGGUUUGUGGAUCCCCACAUCGAAGGCGUUGCCAGGGUCCUGCCUCCAGGAAACUUGGACAGCUACCCCUGCCAUGCAGACGUCCUAGUCCGGCUCUCCUCAUGAGCCAUGGAAGCAGCAGUCCCUUCAUGAGCUGUGUGCACUGGCCGGUCACCUCUGCCCCUCAGGGCCUGUGGGGCAUGGAUCACCCAUCUGGGGAUUCCUUGGUAUGCUCGAUUCCACAGGCCACUCUGGCCCAUGCUGCUGACAAGGGUGAAAGGGCAGUGCUGAGGAGAGUACCGGUACUUCUGAAAAGCUGUGAAGAGGGCACAGACACCACAGUGCGGGCGAGGAGGGCUCAGCUCUGCAGAUACUGCCCGCUUGUUCAGACCAGCAAGAGCUACCCGGCCCCACCUGCUGCUCUGCCUCUCAAGGCAGAGACAUUUGUUUGGGUUAACAAUGCAUCAGCACAUUCCCAGAGUGUUGCCAAGGCCAAAUAUGAAUUUUUAUUUGGCACAUCUGAAGAGAAAACUCCGGAUACUAGUGAUCAUGGAGGAAGCACUUUACUCCCACCGAAUGUCACGAAUGAAUUUCCAGAAUAUGGGACCAUGGAAGAAAGUGGAGAAGGCCUAAGAACUUCACUUGAGUUUGAUGCAGAGCCUCGGCCAUGCUGCCCACAAGGACAGCAGGGGGCCCAGCUUCUUGCCGGCCACCACUCUGGGCCUGGCAGUUUCACAGAAGGACCAAAAGACACCGGAGAGGUCCCCUCUCACAGUCACCUCAAGGAACAAAGUUUACAACCCAUUGACUCAUUGAUUUCAGCUCUGAAAGCCACAGAAACCAGAAUAGCUUCAGAAACUUUACAGACUACAAAGGUACUGGACAAAGAUGCCACUUCUAGUUUUUCAGUUCAGCAGGUGGAAAAAGAGCUGGAUACUGCCAGUCAGAAAACAGAGGGAGCCAACAAACGAAUCCCUGCAAGCCAAGAAAAAUCACCAGGUAUACCUCUUUCAGCUGAAGUCACGACUGAGGAGAAUUUUUAUUUGAGCAUCCAGAAGGAUCUGAGUGCACUGGUAACUGGAGAAACUCAGCCAGAGCUUUUCCAGAUAACUAGUAAUGGGAGAAAAGGGGCUGUCUGUGUGCAGGAGGCAUUAUCCACCGUGGAGAGUCCAUCAGUGACUCAUAACUCUGCGGGCAAUAUUGGUUACUUGAGAGAGAGGAGGUCUGAUCUGGGGAGAGACCAUCCAGGGGAAUGUGAUCAAGGCAGCUCCACAGGACGCCCAGGCAGAAUCAAACAUGUGGAAUUUCAAGGUGUGGAGAUAUUGUGGACUGGAGGGGAGAAGAGAGAGACAAGGCACCCUGUAGAUUUGGCGACAUCAGCUUUUUCUGAAAGCAAAGAGUUCUCCAAAGUGCCAAGCCAUCUCAUUUCAUCUGCUGGUUUAUGUAAUUCAGUUGGUUUAUCUGAGAGCAUUUGGGAUAAAACCUGGAAAACUUCAGAGAGGCCUGGCACCAGCUCAGGAACAUUUUCCCCUGUGCCUCUUGUUGAGAGUGGAGAGGAUGAAGUCUUCCUGAAGGAAAACAAACAAUAUCUUGAGACGAAACCCGAGCUAGAGAGAGACAAGGAAAGGAUUCCUGAGCAGGAGGAGCACAUCAGGGAAGGGGACGAUGAUGUCCUGGGGUCCGGGUAUGCAGAAGACUCCACUGACGUAUACAGCUCCCAGUUUGAGACCAUUUUGGACAACACUUCUUUGUACUACAGUGCAGAGUCGUUAGAGACACUGUACUCUGAGCCUGAUAGCUACUUUAGCUUUGAAAUGCCCCUCACGCCAAUGAUACAGCAGCGCAUUAAAGAAGGCGGUCAGUUCUUGGAGAGGACAUCAGGGGGAGGACAGCACGAUGUUCUGAGUGUCUCAGCAGAUGGCGGAAUAGUGAUGGGCUAUUCUAGUGGGAUCACCAAUGGGCUGAAUGACUCCAGUGACUCCAUCUACAUGAAAGGCACCCCCGAAAUUGCUUUCUGGGGAAGCAAUGCUGGGGUGAAAAAGACACUGCUAGCAGCUCAUUCUGAAAUGGGGAGCACUGAAAUUCUGGAAAAGGAGACCCCAGAAAGUCUCAGUAAUGGUACCAGCAGCAACGUGGAAGCAGCCAAAAGGUUGGCCAGACGCCUUUAUCAACUAGACAGAUUCAAAAGGUCGGAUGUUGCGAAGCACCUAGGCAAAAACAACGAAUUUAGCAAACUAGUUGCAGAAGAAUAUCUGAAGUUUUUUGACUUCACAGGAAUGACGCUGGAUCAGUCUCUCAGGUAUUUCUUUAAAGCAUUUUCUCUUGUGGGAGAAACUCAAGAACGAGAGAGAGUUUUAAUACACUUCUCCAAUAGAUAUUUUUAUUGUAACCCAGAUACCAUUACUUCACAAGAUGGAGUCCAUUGCCUCACAUGUGCAAUAAUGCUUCUUAACACCGAUCUACACGGCCAUAAUAUUGGCAAGAAGAUGACCUGCCAAGAGUUCAUUGCAAAUCUCCAAGGAGUAAAUGAGGGUGGUGAUUUCUCCAAGGACCUGCUGAAGGCUCUGUACAACUCAAUCAAGAAUGAGAAGCUUGAAUGGGCAGUAGACGAUGAAGAGAAAAAAAAAUCUCCCUCAGAAGGUACCGAUGAGAAGGCUAAUGGAACACAUCCAAAGACCAUCAGCCGUAUUGGGAGUACUACCAAUCCAUUCUUGGACAUUCCUCAUGACCCAAAUGCUACUGUGUAUAAAAGUGGGUUCUUGGCUCGGAAAAUCCAUGCAGACAUGGAUGGAAAGAAGACUCCAAGAGGAAAGCGAGGGUGGAAAACCUUUUAUGCCGUGCUGAAGGGAACAGUUCUUUACUUGCAAAAGCAUUACACCCACACCCAUCAUGUGAAAGUUACAGAGGACAAUAUGACUUUGACACUGACUUGGCCCUCACAGGACUCUAAACCAGACAGUGGGCAUGCGGAGGGGAGUCCAGAGGAAAUGCAGGGGUGGAUAAACAAAAUUAAUUGUGUUGCUGCUGUAUUUUCUGCACCACCAUUUCCAGCAGCCAUUGGCUCUCAGAAGAAGUUUAGCCGCCCACUUCUGCCUGCCACUACGACAAAAUUGUCUCAGGAGGAACAGUUGAAAUCUCAUGAAAGCAAGCUGAAGCAGAUCACCACCGAGCUGGCCGAGCAUCGCUCAUAUCCCCCUGACAAGAAAGUUAAAGCCAAGGAGAUCGAUGAAUACAAACUGAAAGACCACUAUCUGGAGUUUGAGAAAACUCGUUAUGACAUUUAUGUUAGCAUUCUAAAAGAAGGUGGCCAGGAGCUUCUGAGUAACAGUGAAAGUGAGGGAGCUGGACUGAAGAAGUCGCAUUCGAGUCCUUCACUGAAUCCAGAUUCAUCGCCAGUCACUGCCAAGAUCAAGCGUAACGUGUCAGAGAGGAAGGAUCACCGACCAGAAACACCAGGCAUUAAGCAGAAGGUUACUUAGAAUCUACCGGUGGCCAGGAAGUGCUGGUCAUGGAGCAAAAUAGGGUUUUUCAAGAUCUUUCUGGUAAUCUGUGGAUAUAUUAAAAAAAAAAAAGUCUGUGACUAAAUGGUGCAUUAGUAACAAUUUCUAUUGUAUAUUUGUUAGUUUCUGUACAGAUGGUCUCUGCUCUUGAUUUCUUUGCUUCCAUAAUUUUUGCUACUUGAUAACUAAUGCACCUUUUUGUGAGGAGGAGGGCAUCGUGAUUUCAGAAAGAAUUAUGUAUCCCUUCUCCUUUGAUUUUCUCUUGUUUGCACUCUGCUCAGUUGUUUUAUGUGUUCUCAAAUCAGCUGUUAUACUUUUUUUUAAGGUAAAAAAUUUCAUCCAUUGUGAAAGACUUAACUGGACAAACUUUGUAGCAUAGUAAAUUCUAGCCAGAGUUAAUAUAAGCCUUUGUAUGUGGCAUCGUGCCCAGUCACAGACGUGGAAUUGAGCACUCACACAGAAGUUCAACUAAGAAUUAAGAUGCUGGGAACCAAGACUUCCCAAUGUGACGCGGCCGUGCGUGCAUCUUAACACUUAUCAUCGAGUUCAGACCCUGCUGGAAGGAGGGAAAGGGGGCAUGAAGAUCGCAGGGCUGGAGAACUUGGGGAAGCUCAGUAGCUUACUUGAAGAGUGGAUUCCAUUUCCGCCAAGCAAGGGAAAGAGGACGUGGAGUCAUUUUGCCACUGAAAGUUGAGGAGAGAUUGGCACCAAGUUACUUUUGUUUUCUCAAAGAUAGUCGUAAUAACUGCCUUUUAGGGACGUGAGCAGUAGGCAGAUGUUUGGUUUACAGGAAAUUGUUACCUCACUCCCACAGUGUGGAAACUAGGAAUCCAGAAUCAUCUCUAUCCUCGAUACCCUUCCAUCCAGGAAAAGAAGGGAGUGAAAGUGAAAGUUUAGCCCACUGUGACCUUAGAAUUUUCUGAUAUCCAAACCUUGAAAUUCUGUAAACCUAAAACUAUAAUCUCCAAAAUGGCACAACUUCAGAACUAAUGGAAUCACUUUGAAUAUUCUUUUCUCUCCUAGAGAAAUUUGCUCUAAUUCUAAUCAGUUUCUUAGUUGAAGGUACUCUGACCAAAGAAUCAGCUGCUCUGCGUGAAUAGCAUGGUUCCCAGUGAAUUAGAGAAAGUCCGCUAUAAAACCAUGGUAGUUGCUAAAGUGGUAUAUUGUUAGGAUGUAGCAACAAUUAGUUAUAGGAUUAUUUAUUAAUAUUCUUUCACCUGUAGAAAUGCCCAUGUUUGCUUAGUGCCCAGAGAAGAGUAACUCUUCUCCCCAAGGUUGUAGCUGCUUGCUUUGUGAUAGGUAUUUUGCCAGACCUUUGAAAAAUUCACUCUAGCCCUCUGCCUUGUUUAGGUAGAGGCAGUGAGUAAAUUCAUGUUUCAAAACCAGGAAACAAACCAGGUUGUUACCAGUAUGGCCCAUGUACCUGAUUCAUUUUUGUAGCUUCUGACUAACGUCAGAUGGUUCUAAGGUUUCCAUAGAAAGUCAUCUUUCUUCCUAGAAUCUGAAUUAUCAGCCUGUUUGUUUUCUGCCUACAUAUUUAUCCUAAGCAGAGGGAAGACAGGUACCUAGACCAUGUCAUUUAUGAGCUUCAAUAAUUGAAAAAUAUAUAUAUAUAUAUCCCUGACUGGCUUGAAUGUGUUUGCCCAUAAUAUGUGUGUGUGUAUGUCUCUAUAUAUAGAAUGUUUAUGUACAUUUCACUUAUAGUAUCUAAUAUACAUUAAACGGUACCUUGCUACAGUAUUUCUGACAUUUAGAGUAAUCCUGAAAUACUUGGUUAACAUCAGCUCCACUACAGCAUUGUUCCUGUUACAUAUUACUCACUAAUAUUAUCUCCGUGAACUUUUGGAUAUGCUAAUAGAUAAUUAGAAGAGAAGGGCACGUUUGAAGCUGUUGUAAACUAUGUUGACAUAGUUUAUCUUUAAAAACAACUUCAAAGGUUUGUUUUGUGAGUCAGGAUCCCAGAUUGCCCUGGCAUGAUGUUGUUUUAUCUUUAGGGCUUGGGCUAAGAAAGGCUCUCCCAUGAUGCCUCUGGCAGGUUACUGUCUAUUAUUAUUGCACGUGGCAGCCAAGAGUUUAUCCUAUGUGAGGAAAUGGCCUUCUCUGAUUUUAAUGGAUUCUGAGAGUCUGGCCCAUAGCCGGCCACAUUUUCUUUUGUGACAAUUUUCUUUUCUGUAGUAUCUAGUCAGAGAAACUGAAGACGUUUCCACUCACAGCUGCUCUAAGCCUGCUGCCUAAUCCACGGUACAGGGGAGUUCUCCUCCUCGUUUUCUUCUGAAGGUACUCCACCCUCCAACCCUUUACCCCCUGCCAUUCCUCACCCCUACCUCGGUGCCCAGGAGCCUUGGGAUUUCUCACUAUGUGGUAAAACGUUAUUCCUCUUGACAUAAAUACACUUAGUAUUUAUUAUAGCAAAUCUUGAUGCUCAUCACAAUACCUUGGCGAUAGUCAUUUUGCAAAAUUGACCAUAGAAGUGGCCCAUAUGUAAAACGUUUGAAUGUUUCCGAGUUUAUUCCCCCAUCUCGCGUGCUGGCUUUUACAGAGGGGUCAGGAAUUCCUUGUUAGCUAUCAAACCCCCUUACUAGCAUGCAGGGUCCUUAUUUUAUUGCUAGGUCAUAGGCAUUAUUUUAGGUGAGCUUUUUUUUUAAAACAUCAUUUUGCUAAUUAAACCAAGCAAUACUUCUGUACAUUUUAAUUAAUCUCAGUAAAACCCCAACAUAUGGGAGAGUUCUCUGGUAUAAAUGUAGUUCCUAGAUUAUAUAUGUAAUCUUUUCUGUUGCUCUUAGGUAGAGAGGCUAGAAAGCAGCUGGGCCAUUUGCCAGACCCUCUAUGCUUCUCAGACUGUUAUUCUAAUCCAGAAGAUGAGGACUGUUUCCUAGUCAGAAGUGACAUGAGAGAAUUAAUUCUGGAAGAGGAAAAUCUGACUGACUUUCUAAGGCCAAGCUAGGGUUGGUCUCUUAAGUUUGUAUUUUACGUUGUGGCCAAACCACAGAACUUCUGAAGUUAAGGAGGAAUUUCCAUUGGCCCUUUGCUGCCUAAGCACAAUGAACACAGUUUUCUACUGAGUUUGCCCAUUGCUCCCUCUAUCACAUAUACAGCUGGGGAAGCUGUUCUGGGUAAGGCAGGGCCUUGUCUUGGCCAGUGAGCUACACCUCUUCUCUGCCUUUGUACCUAAUCACAGACAAUUGGAAAAAAAUCGACCUUAACAAAGUUACUCCAUUGUCUUACUAUCAAGACCUUCUUGGGUUUGGUUAGUUGCUGGUGGAAUUUGAAUUUCUUUGGCAUUUUUCCUUAUAGUCAUCAGGUAAGCUUUUUUCAAUCUGAAUACACAGGAAAUUUCUUAGCCAUGUAGUUCCAAAUCUCUGUAGUUUUGCUAUUGUGAACCCGGUUGAGUUUUCAACAAGUUGAUAGGCACCUUAACUUCAGCCCUGAACUAAUUUCUUCACUUUUCAAAUGACAGAAUUUUUUUCCAAUUGUAAAACUAGCACUGUAAAACAAAGAACCAAAGUGGAGUUCUAUAACUUAAUUAAAAGUGUAGCCUAGUUUACGAAUAAUAGUGCUACUUUGGGUUUUAAUAGCAUCUACUUUUCUUACAGAGCAUCUGCUUUUCUUACAGAGCAUUCUAAGUGACUCCAGCAGACAAAGAUUAGUCACAAGGUAGGCAGAUGAGGCUCUGGGCCUACCUUGCUCCCAAGGUUUCUGGCCAUCUCUUCUCCCAAACCAGACUACUGAUCUGCCCCAAGUCAGCAGAUGUCUCUCCACCAGUCUUCUGACAACUUACGUCAGGUCAUCCAGGGGACUUUAGAAACUAAUGGUUUACCACAAAAUAAUCCCAACAAAUGACAGAGAGGUGCUUUGUUAACUGCUUCUCCUCAGAUUCCUUUUUAUUCUCUCACUCUAAAACGAAGACUGCAGUCAAAGGUCAAUCUCUUUUUGUACCUACAAAUACCCAAAACCCAACUGGGUAGCCUUCUGCUUAGAACAAUAAUUGGCCCAUUGCAUGCAGAGAAAGUGUCUUCAUAGAGAGAAUGUCAGUAAAUACUUGAAUCUGCAUGACAGUUUGUUGACUUGAAUGCAGCAGCAAGAAAAUAUUGCAAGUUAAGUAAUUGUAUAUACAAUAGGUUUCCUUAAGUCUCUUUGACUCACCCUUUGUAAUUUAUGUGUAUAUUUUGUAGUAUUGCAGGCUUUUGGAGAGUAUUCAUACAAAUAAUAUGUCAGAUGUAAGGAAAAUGCUUUCUGUCACCUGCCUGUGUUAUAUUUGUGGGUAUUUAUAGUUGUAUGUAUGUAGAUGCAUCAGUGUGUAGAUUGUAUAUCAGUAUAUGCUACAUGUACCUCAAAAUUAUUUUUGUCUUUAAUAACCAGUGUGAUAUGAAAAGCAAGUAAA
Messenger RNA from Trichechus manatus latirostris (Florida manatee), 8200 nucleotides. RefSeq names its product pleckstrin and Sec7 domain containing 3 (gene PSD3). Gene Ontology annotation, cellular component: ruffle membrane. The transcript is spliced from 16 exons. Gene Ontology annotation, biological process: regulation of ARF protein signal transduction. Gene Ontology annotation, molecular function: guanyl-nucleotide exchange factor activity. Bases 1 to 3798 code for a protein of 1265 amino acids. The record is from RefSeq and is a predicted model, not a curated record. NCBI's taxonomy places the organism in Eukaryota, Metazoa, Chordata, Mammalia, Sirenia, Trichechidae.